This is a messenger RNA of Plasmodium knowlesi strain H, 5886 nucleotides long. Its product is annotated as conserved Plasmodium protein, unknown function. The record is from RefSeq and is a predicted model, not a curated record. The transcript is spliced from 4 exons. Bases 1 to 5886 code for a protein of 1961 amino acids. NCBI's taxonomy places the organism in Eukaryota, Apicomplexa, Aconoidasida, Haemosporida, Plasmodiidae.
AUGAAAAACUACAACGCUAACAGCUCUAGGAGCAAAAUGAAGGGGGAAAAGGGCGCUACCCAAGGUGCCAGUCAUGGUGCCAGCCAUGGUACCAGCCAUGGUACCAGCCAUGGGGGUGGGUAUAAUGGCGGAUACGCCGGGGGGUAUAGUGCAGGUCACGGCUACAACAGUGGCUAUUACCCGAAUACCAGUUCGUCUUACCACAAAAAAAAAAACAGCGCCAAGUACGGAAAAGGUGCAUAUGAUAAUGAGUACACAAAGGAGAGAGAUAAAAAGAAGAAGAAUUUCGAUGGGAGGCCACACAAAAGCGAACAAUCGAGUGGUGGUCACGGAAACAGGGGCAACACGAAUAGGGGUUCCUCAAGUAGGGGUGGCCCCAAUAGAGGCGUAGACAAUAGCCCCCACGUAGGAGGUGCACAGACGCAUGAAGAUCUUUCGGCCUUUAAUCUGAACAAAAAUGAUAGCAUCUUCGAAGAUGUAGAUAGAAUCAACAGCAUCACGUUUGGCCACAACGACAACCCUGAAGGGGAUUUCUCGUACAUCAUGAAUAACAACCUAAUUGAAAAUGAAAAAAAAUUAUUUAAGUUAAACAAAUUAGAUAAUAAAAAUGUGGACUCUUCCCAAUUUCUCCACCUACAAGGAAGGGACUUCAUCGAUAGUGCCUCCGCUCAUUUUAUCAAACAGGAAGAUGAGCGAGAUCCCUUCCUUACCUACAAGGAGGAGCAGCAAAAGCAUCAAGUGGGGCUUCACCUGAUUAAAGAAGAAAAAAUGCCUUCAAAUGAGGUAGGCCAUGGUAGCAAUCACAUGAAUUAUGUUAGCCUCCCCUCCAAUAGCAAGGAAAAAGGAAACCAAGAAAGUGAUGAUCUUUUCCAGUUUGACAACAAAAUGUGUAACCUAACCAAAUUUAUUAAUAAAAAUAUUUUCUACGCAAAUGAAAAUGAUAAUGUAAAAGGAGAUUUUAUGAAUGACGAUGAGUCCAUGGAGAGUGCAGACCCAUUCAGUUUUAUCGACACUCCUGAGGAGAAUAAACAGUUAGUACAAAGCAAUAUCUUAAACCAGGGAGCUAUUAAAAAUCCCUCCAAUGAUACAGAACACAUGCAGAGGAAAUUGUAUCAACAGGAGGAACACCAAAAUAACGACCAAGCAGAAAAUGAAUUCGAGCGGAAGGCAAAUAUCGACUCGUACAAACUUAGCGAGAAUGAUUUCUCCAACAUAUAUCUCAUGAACAAUUUUGAACAGAUCCAUGAUAAGAGCACUUUGGUUGAAAAUUUUGAAACAGAUUAUUUGCAAAUUUUGGAGAGAAAAAAUGUGAAAAAGGGAAACGGUAAUAAUAACGUCAUGGAGGAUCCCCUAAUGGGGGAUGGCUUAGAGGAAGCGAUAGGAAUGGAGAGUCUCCCAUGGGCACCAGACCAAUCGGAGCAGGCCAGAAUAUUAAAACACAGAUUGAUGAACAAUUCGGAGAGGGAUUUCUCCAUCAGAGGCAUGAACGAACUGAUGUUGGAUAACAGAAAUGAAGUGGACGAAAAUUUGCAAUUUUUGAAUAGCCUCAGAAAUAUGCGUGGUCACUUGGGAGAGGAAGAAGGAGGGUUCAGGAUGCCCGGAAUGCCAGGCAUGUCCGCAAUGCCAGGCAUGUCUGCAAUGCCAGGCAUAUCUGCAAUGCCCAGUAUGCGUGAUUUGAAAGGACACCCCCCGGUUAUGGAUGCCACAUACACUAAUGAUGUGCACCUCAAGGAGGAGCAGCUUCACCAACUAAGUCAGAUAGAGCAGUUGAGGUUAUCAGCGGAGAAGAACUACCUCGACCCCUCGGGGAAGAUACCAACCGACCUGUCGAGUCUAACCAAUUUAUAUCCCUUCAAGGAAAACGAAGUAAACGAUGAAUUCCUGCUAAGCAUGAACGGAGAGCAAUCAUUGUAUCCUUCGAAGCAGGAUGAGUAUUACAUGAAAAGUGAUAAAAUUAACGACCAUUUUGUGAAUGACCUGAGGCAUUACAAAGAAGAUUAUAAAAAAGAGCAGUUCAUUUUUCCUGAACAGGAAGAUCACUCAAGUGAAUUUCUCUUCCAAAUUGGUCCCAACAAGGGUAUCCAUUUGGGGGGGAUACACAUAGGGGAUGAUAUGAGACCACCUCAACAGGAAGGAAUAAAAUUUGAGGAUCGAUUAAUCAACGGCGAAAUUAUCCCCCCCCCGGAGGAGUACGUACUGAGGAAUAAUCUUGAAGAAGGAAAUUAUUACGCCAAUUUAAAUGAAAAAAUAGAGAACGUAAAGGAAGUGGAGGAAGAUUUAUUAUUCUUUAAUCAAGACGAGGACUUAAAACAAGACAUAACCAAUGACUUAAACGCGCUGAAAAUAUUGAAUAAUUACUAUUUGGAUGACAAGGCUAAUGAUUUCCUGUUAAUGGAAAAGAAUAAAAAUUCUCCGCUCGGCGACCAGUUGAACUUCUCUGGGGGUGUAGUCUACCAGGCUGACCAGUACCCAGGGAAGGAAAUAUCACCAAAUGGACGCAUAGCGCGCGAUCGACAACAGGGUAAUAAAUCCGGUGGACAAAAAGUGAAAGGGGUACCCAACUAUGCGAAGGAUAAUCAUCGCAGUCGCCACGGCAAUCAUUUGGAGAAAGGGAACAACAUAUUAUCCAGCAAGAACAUUACCAAUAUGCAUGUAGGAAUGUUACGAGAUAGACUCCAGAGAAGCACAUCGUCCGGUGGGUACAUAGAUAAAUAUGAUCCAAAAAAAUAUUUUUACAAAAAUGACAGAAUGAAAAAUAAUAGCAACAAUAAGAUGUACCAAAUGAGUUACUCUCUGACGUAUGAAGGUACAAGUGGGAAGGGACAUGGUCAUGCCCUGAGAAAUGUGAUGAGUAGUGAGAUCUACCGACGCUCAAAUGAGAAGAAUGGAUCCAUAUGCGAAAGCUUCAUAAUUCGUUUGAAAAAACAACACAUGCUAAAAUUAACGAACUUUCUAAAGAUGAGUUACAAAAAAACGAAUCCGAAUGAUCUAAAUGACGACCUGUACAAUUAUUAUAGAUUUUUGAACAAAAUAAAUGGAAAUAUUAAACAGAAUAAUUAUUUUUUCAAAUAUCGAAAUCUCAUGAAGAAAAGUGACAAGGAUAAAUUACUCAGGAUUCAACUAUCCUAUAUGAUUAUAAACCCCUCCAUACAGAAGAAUAGUGGCAAAUGGAACUUCAAAAGUGAAGCAAGAAAUGAUGGCCAAGGGAAUCCAACCCUGAAGGAUGAUCAUGAAAUUCAUAAUGACGGAACAGAUCAAGGAGAUCACAGAGGUGCAAAGCGCAUCACAAGUGAAGAUCAUAGCGAUGGUGAUAAUGACAGCGUGGACAGUGGUGAUAGCGAAAUUAUAAACCUUCCAAGUGCAGUGGACACCAUAAGAACCAACUGUCUACCAAACGGUGAAAAUUUUACCAUGCUUUACACCAAUGACCAGGAGGAGAAAUUGUACAAUCUACUACAUGAGGGUAAUUUUGACAUGCACAGUGAAAAUAUACUUAGCAUUGAUCUGAACAAAAUUUUAAACAUAACCACCAGCAGUGCAACGGAAAUAAACGCUGUAGAUUCAAAGGCUGAAAAUGAAGGGGACACAGAAGGGCCAAAUAACGCCCUUAAUGAUAACACAGGUGUUGAGGGUGCCCAAGCAGUUCAUCGAAAAGUGGGAGAUAAAGAAGAAAUAAAAUGUGAAGUCUCCAAAGAAGAUAGCGAAAAGAAAGGAGAUAGUAUCAGCGGGCCUGACAACAAAACUGGAGGUCAAAUAGACAUACCUAAGUAUGAUAACGCAAACAAACUAGGUAGAUUCGUUUUCGCCACGGUGCAUGAACCGAGAAAUUUAAUAACCCUAAUGAAGAAUGAUCCUCUAUUUGAUAGCUAUGAUGAGGUGGUGGAGAAAUUUAAAAAUAUCAUAAUUAGUGAGGUAGCCUUGGAGCAGGGACCAAAGGGGGAAGGCAAAGAAGAUGCGCCUUCACCAAUUAACAAGUUCACCUCGAAGGGUGUAAAAAAAAAUAACAAAAAAAGAGAAGAUAACCCCCCCACGCAGGAUCAAACAGCUUCUGCAACUACCAAGCUUCUCAUGCACGACGCCGUCACUAAGAAAAUGUUGGAGAUGUUGUGGGACCUCUAUAUAGACAUAAGAAACAUUUACAAAGACAUAGACAAGUGCCCCUAUACACACAUAGAAACAAUAUCCAAAUAUAAUGAAGAGAUUAAAAAGAAAAAAAAUACCCUCUUCAAUUUUAUCCUUUUGAAGAAAACCAACGAUGAGCCAACCAUCUGCAGUUCCCUGAUGAGUAGUCAUAACAACAUGUUCUUGAUGAAGAACAUAAGCAACGUAGACAUUACUGUUAACAAGCAUCUUUACCUAUACCUAACCAACUCACUCUACAGAAACAUCAAUAGGAACUCAGAAUUCCUGAUUUACCCGACUGUCGCAGAUUUGCUUAUCAAUUUAUCCUUUGACAAGGACCAUGUGGCGAGGUACGUGAAGCGAGGGUUGACAACACAUUGCGCUGAUAAAGAGGCAAGUGAUGUGCAGCCUUCCCUCGACGGUAGCGGCACUACAUCAGAUAGAAACCGUAGCAACAUUAGCAGCAUUAGCAACAUUAGCAACAUUAGCAACAUCUUUGAGCAUCGCUUUGCCUACAAGGACAACCUCGCGGAGCUGGGGAACUCCACCCAGUUUGGCAAAGUCAUCCCCUUCAACAGAACCUACUGCUACUACAAUUUUGGAGGCUACAACGAGUGGGACAUCCUUGCCUCCGACAGUGCUGCGAACAAUCGUACUGAUGGUACAGAAAAUGGCGGUUCCGUGGAGGCCCCCAAGGAAAAGAAGAAAAAAUCCUUCUUCUUCUUCAAGGAGAAGCAGAGUAAAAAAAGUGCAAAUGACCAAACGAGUGAAGAAAAAGAAAACACAGCCCCUCCGACUUCCACAAACUGCAUGAGAGUACACAACGAGAUAACAAAACUCGACGUGAAUGCAAACCAAAUGAGUGAGGAGCUACAAAAAUUGAAGAGUAUAAACUGCUUAUUUGUUAGUAGCAUAUUGAAAAAAAAAGGGGCAUGCAUAUAUAGGAAGAUAUUAAAAAUUGUAAAAAAGAAAAAGAGAAUGACCAUCAUUUAUACCCUCUUUAGUAACUACCUUCUUCUCCUUUUCCUCUUUGCCCAUGCGGAUUAUUGUUUCGAAAAUAUGGUCCAUUAUGAGGAGUUCUUAAAAUUGCAGCUUCUCCAUAUGAAUGCUAAUAUAAACACACUCAAUAAGUUUAUUAAGAAUGAGAAAAUGCAAAAUAUAUUUUUCAUGAAUGAACACGAAGCUCACUUGGGAAAUAGCGGCAUCCACAAGUUUAUUAAUAUUAGAUGUAAACUUUACAGUAGUAACAUUUAUUCAUCACUAUAUAUCUACCUGUUGGAUGUAUCUCUCUCCUAUUUGUUUACUCCUGGCAUUGGUAUUGCCUACGUGCAGAGCAUCUUGGCUCUCCUCCUCUUUUACAACUACGUACACUUGUACAUAACGAAGCUUCUCUUUUACAAGAGUGGAGCCGCCCUCUUAACCAUUUUCCUUGUCAAAAUUAUCCCCUACGUUAAGGAGUUUGAUAGGAAUCUCAUAAUAUGCUUUCUCUACUCUGUGCUACACAGCGUAUUCUACAUCCUGUGCAACAUCUUCACGCACCGCCUGGAGGAGGAGAGACGGACAUACAAGGGACCCGAAUCGGAGUUGCACUUAAAAAUAUUAAUGAGCAUGUCCAACGAAAUUAGCUUUUACAAAAUUGUGUACAAGAGUGUGUGCAGUUAUUCUCACCAGGAUAGCUUUUUGGAGGAGGAGAUCACCAGCAUGUUAGAAGAUUUAGGAAAGGAUCCCAUCGUAAAGGUCAUAAUGAAUUACAUACAAAAAUGA